Colletotrichum spaethianum is the source of this 1794-nucleotide messenger RNA. RefSeq lists its product as uncharacterized. The transcript has 5 exons. Bases 1 to 1794 code for a protein of 597 amino acids. Gene Ontology annotation, molecular function: DNA-binding transcription factor activity, RNA polymerase II-specific; zinc ion binding. NCBI's taxonomy places the organism in Eukaryota, Fungi, Ascomycota, Sordariomycetes, Glomerellales, Glomerellaceae. Gene Ontology annotation, biological process: regulation of DNA-templated transcription. The record is from RefSeq and is a predicted model, not a curated record.
AUGGCCGCUGAGUCGUCGAAGCCCCCGUCGAAGCGGCGGAUGAGAGUGCAGAAGUCGUGCACCGAGUGCCAGAGACGGAAGCAGAAGUGCAUAAUCCGGCAGUCGGACGCGCCAUGCGUGAACUGCUCGAGGCGCUUCCCACCCGUGGAGUGUGCUAUCAUCCAGGUCGGCUCGUGUAACCCUAAGCCGGCGUACGAGGACCAGGUUCUAACCUUUGACUUGUCCUCGCUUUGCAGGGGGUCGGGGAAGCAACUAGAGGUUUCGUUACAUGGCCGUCAUUCAACAGCCUUACCAGAAACCACGUCCCUGAACCUACCGGAGACUCUGGUCGUACGGAGUCGCCGCAGAGCAGAGACCAGAUCAAAACAUAUCGCUGAUUAUAGCCUUGAAGAAUCAGAAUCGCACUGUUUCACCGACCUCAAAGAUCAAGACAAGGCCCUGGCGCACGGGAAAGCCCGUGCCAGCCUCUUCCUCGAUGGAAACGGCGACCCGAUGGCAUUCUACCACAACAGUCCCGCUACCAUUGGUGGGAUACUCACAGAGGUGACGACUCUCCAUGGAAUGCCGCUUCCUGAAGGCCCUAGAACAGCAGAGCUUCUGCACUUUUAUAUCGAGGUUGUCGCACCUAAUAUGGUGUCGAUCGAUGGCCAGAGCCAACCGCCUGUCUUUCUCACAGAGGUUUUACCGUGGAUGCUUCAAUCCCCUCUGUUUCCUAACAUCGGCAUUCUUAUGUCGUCGACGACUCAAUCGCUUGAGCAAGGUGUCGAAAUCUCAAAGAACCCAGAGUCUCUCGCUCUCAAGGCUCGGGUGCUAUCCAUUGUAGCAGACUACAUGCAGCGACCCUUUGACGCCAUCGCAGUUGAGAUGGUCCGCUCCAUCAUAAAUCUCGUUGUUAUGGAGUGGUUCUGGGGCGCUGAUGAAAGCAUGUUUGCUCAUAUGAGAGGCAUCAAACGCAUGAUUAAGCUUCGUAAAGGCAUGCGAGGACUAGGGGAUAUUGUGGGCGAGUCUAUCAUAAUUCUUACAGACUACGAGAUUGCGUGCGCCUUCGAGACGGACCUCUACUGGCUGGAGAAUGAUCCGGCUCGGAAUGAGGAAAUCCCAGUCCCAAUGACAUGGCCCAACUGCUACGACAGCCCAUUGCUGGCGUCCUCAUCUCGAUUCGAGAGCAUCGCAGGGAAGCUUGGGCUAUGUGCAUCAACGGCCAAGAUUCUGGACGACGUACGGUUUCUCACGGUUUCCGUCACGUCGGCAUCGGCCUCGGCGAGCGGCAAAUCGAAGAUUCGCACCACCGCAUCGUGGCUGUAUGACAAACUGCGAGAUAGAGGCGCAGUCGGCCCCACCAUCAUCAAAUCGGAAGAGGAAUGGAUUCUCGAGACCGUCCGGAUUGCUGCUCUGAUCUACAGCUGGUCCAUCAAGUCGAUGCGCCAGAUAUCUCGAUUCUACGACAACGAGACGCUCGAGGCUGCGUACCUGGCGCUGACGAGCGUAAGCAUGACAACAUGGAAGCGGAUCCCGGGGGUUUUUCUCUGGAUCAUGUUGGUGGCGGCCCCGAACGCGGCACCGGACGCCAAGGGGAGGUUCAUUAGGAGGAAAAUGGCCGUCACGGGGCUGUCGAUCGGGUUCGAGGACUUCGCGCUCGGGAUAUCGUAUCUCAAGGCCUUCUGGAGCGUCCAACAGUGGAUCGCCAAGGAAGGCGACGCGGGGGUACAGAGGCUGGAGGACAAGUGGUCUUCGGGUCUUGGCCGGGAGGCUCGGUCGAAUCAUAAGAAUCACGAGAACAUCAGACCCUCGUAG